Molecule: messenger RNA, 1366 nt
Organism: Prorocentrum cordatum
Lineage: Eukaryota; Dinophyceae; Prorocentrales; Prorocentraceae
Source: the annotation of a GenBank genome assembly
CCUCGAUCAGUUUCAGUCGCUUGCCGAACUCCAGCGACACAUACGUGACGUUCACGCCCCGCCACCGCCAGAUCUAGCAUCGACCGAGUGGGAUGGACCUGGCAACCCGUGCUAGGAGCCAAGGCGCAGAAGAACGAGCGAGCGCGCUGAGGUCCCGCAGCGGAGACCGAGGCAGAGGCGCACGGCGAGGACCUCGGGGUCCCCCGCCCCGCGCCCCAGCGGGGGGAGGCUCACCGCCAGCGGUCCGACCUCAAGGGGUGGCAGUCGUCGCUGGUGGGGGAGGUCAGCAGGGCGGACGGCAGCAGCAGCAACCACCGCGGCACGGGCACCAGGGCGUGGCCAACGCGCUGAGCCAGCUCUUCCAGAACGCCGACCUGACGUACGGGCUGCAGCGAGGCGACGUGAUGGGCCUGGGCGACGAGGCGUUCCCACUCGAGCUGAUCCAGGCCAUCUUCCCCGUGAUGGUGCGCGCGACGCUGAAGAACAUACAGGGUCUCUCGGCCCUGGAAGCAGCGAUCUACCACAUCAUCCACUUGGAUCGGGAUCACGACGUCUGCAAGGCCAUGAGGAUCACAGCCAAGUUCUACGUAGACGAGGCCAAUCGCAUUCGCCGCGAGCACGCUCAAGAGAUCCGAGACCAGCAGCCAGUGGAGGACUUGGAGAAGCUGGGCGUGCCGCACCCCCACCUGUGGUUGGCGCUAGUGGGCGGAGUGGUGCAGCAGGGAGAACGCGUAGGAGCCGCCAAUCAUCUCGCCCUGAAGCAGUACCUCGACAACAUCAAAGCAGAUGGAACCAUCACGAACGACAGCCUGUGCAUGCAGAUCCGACACUGCAGGAUAUCGUACACUCACGAUCGCAAGCUGAUGAAGAUACAUCUCGAGGCGCAGGGAUCAGGCGUGCAGACACAGUUGCUCGACUCCUUGAAGCAGCUCGGGGGAAAGCUAACGAAGGGCACGCCACCUCGCACGCACCAAGAGCGCUUGAUGCAGCUUUUCCUAGACAACGCAGAGACGAUCUAGAUGUUGCUCAGAGGCCAUCGACUACUCCGCAGAGUGGCAGAUCAGAGACGCAGGUAGCUACUGGUAGAGGGACGCCGACCUUGACUACUCCUCUGAGUGGCAGCACCACAUCGCAGAUAGCUACUGGCAGAGGAGCUGCGACUUUGACGGCACCUCCCAGUGGCAGCACAGCAUCGCAGAUGGCUGCUCCCUCCCUGUUUGCACCUCCCUCUGCUGCGAGUUCGAUAGGCCGGGGAGGAGGAGAGAGGGCGCCAGUCUUACAGUCGAAUUCUCAGGUAGUAGUUCCGCCACAGGCGGCGGGAACCCUUCCUCUCCCCCCUCGUCUUCCUCCUCGCUCGAGCCUCGGG